UGUUUGUGUGACUCUUCACUUGGUCAGUAAGUUAUAUAAUGAAUAGCUUGAUGAGGCAUAAUGUGCCUUAUCUGCCCCAAUUUAUUGCUUAAGAUAAAAGCCCAAAUAAAGUCCAAAGUAAAGACAUGUUAAUUCCAAUACUGAGGGCUGGGCAAGUCAUAUAGAUAUAAAUCUGUUUUUAUGCAAGAAUUUUGAAACAAUCAUCAGGUAGAAGCAUUCAUUGAGACAGGAAGAAAGAGAACACAUUAGCCCAGCACACAAUGAUUUUACCUGAAAUAUUUCCCAUCUCUUAAUGGCAAUAUUACCCUAAAAAAGCAUGAACUGUACCUUAGAAAAGGUCCUGGCAGAUGCCAAGUCAUUAGUGGAGAGGCUACGUAACCAUGACAACGCGGCUGAGAUGUUAAUCGAACAGACAACAUCGCUAAACAAGCGCGUGGAAGCCAUGCAACAGUACCAGGAGGAGAUUGACUCAUUGAACCAGGUAGCGCGACAUCGUCCUCGUUCUAGUCUGGUCCUAGGAAUCCAACAGGAAAACCGUCAGAUCAGAGAUCUCCAGCAGGAAAACAAAGAGCUACGAACGUCGUUAGAAGAACACCAGUCUGCGUUAGAGCUCAUCAUGACCAAAUACAGGGAGCAGGUGUUCAGGCUCUUAAUGGCCAGCAAGAGAGAUGACCCCACCAUCGUGACACAGCUGAAGGAGCAGCACACCACGGAAAUGCAAGCACACAUAGACAAGAUCAAUGAGAUGGCCUCUGUGAUGAGGAAGGCGAUAGAGGUGGACGAGGGACGAAUAUGUGAAGACGAGGAGAGGAUUAAACAGCUAGAGCUGGAGAACAGCGGCCUCCGAGAGCUGCUGGGUAUCAGUCGCGAGGCUUUCCUGGUUCUGAAGAGAGAAGACGCAUCAGAGAACACGUCACUGUCGCCGUUGCUGACCAGCGCCGACGUCAGCUUACGAAAGAAUUAGAGAGCCCAUGGUGACCGCCCAGCCAUGCCCCCACUGCUGCUGCCACUACUGUGUACAGUCUCUUGCCACAUACCCUUUCAUCUUUCUCCCUACAGAUUCUGUACUUUCCCCAUUUACUGCAUCCUCGUCUGGUGAUUCAGACACAAGCAGUGUGAAACAUCUUUCUCAUUUUGUUUUUGUUGGUACUUCUGUUAUGUUUGAUAAUUUUGCCAGCAUGCAUGAGUCUGUGGUGCCUGCAAGGUUUUAAUGUAUGAAUGGGUAAAAGGAGGGCUUGAGUUAAAAAUAAAUCUAUAA
Molecule: messenger RNA, 1258 nt
Organism: Anoplopoma fimbria (sablefish)
Lineage: Eukaryota; Metazoa; Chordata; Actinopteri; Perciformes; Anoplopomatidae
Gene: fgfr1op2
Product: FGFR1 oncogene partner 2
Exons: 6
Coding region: 317-964 (215 amino acids)
Biological process (GO): response to wounding
Source: RefSeq, a predicted model, not a curated record